GAUAUCAAAGAUGAAAACCCUGAAAAAGCAACCCGAAACCGCAGUGAAACUAACUAGUUGUUUCCCCUUCCUGGAAGAAACCAUUUCCUUAUUGUCCAAGUGAGCAGCCUCUACUAAAAGAACUGAUUUGCCAACCAAAAACGCCAAUUCACUCCAGAUGAUCAUUGUGCUUUCCUUCGAAGUUUCUCCAAAGUUCAAUAUUUCCUGCAUUGUAUUUCUACCAUCACAUUCACUAAAAAGGGUGUCGUGGAUUGCAUACCCAGAAGGUGAAGACGGAGUUCAAGCUCCGAAGAAGUCGAUCAAAGCAUGUGGAAUAAUAACAUCCAGCCCACCCUGGAGAUGGAUGCAAAGUGGUGCAAAGUGAGUAACAACUACAAAGAAUUGACAUUCAUCAAUGGUAAACAAGAGAAACGAGUCCAGUACCUUGAAACAAGGGCUAUGCACCUAGCCAUGUUCUACAUCGCCUUCCAAUCCAUUAUUUUCCUGUCAAUUUCCAAACCCUCAGCCCUCCAAUGUAGCAGUUGGUGGAAACCUUUCUCUCUUUCUGUGUUGAUUGCCUUUGUCUUUGCCCUCAAUUUUGCAACCACCAUCAUCAAAUAUAUCCGUACGCAAUAUCAGUAUGACCUGAACUUAAUGGACCAGCAGGACAAUUAUGAAGAGAUGGUUUUGCUUGAAAGUCAGCAGAUAGAGAUAGACAUAGACAUGGAUGACACGGAUGACAUGGACAGGCCUGGAUACGGGGCUUUUGAUCUGCCCAGGUCAUCCUCAAGGCGAAAAGAGAAGCAACAGAAACCAGAUAUGUUUGUAGUGUGCCAAAGGUACACGCACAUCUGGGUGACGGUUUCUGCCAUGCUUGCCUUCACAGCUUUGGUCUUGCAUACAUGUCGCUCAUCAGUCUGUGGUGGUGCCUAGAUGUUGGACUUAAUUUAGAAUAUGUUUAAUACACUAUAAUGUUGUGUUCAUGUAUUAGAGUCUUGGGAUUGUAAGAGUCACACGUUUACGUUCAAUGUGUCUUGAUAUAAGCACAUGUGAAGAUACAUGCCUAGGUUUAAUGUUUGAGAGUCUUUACGUAUCCAAAGACCUCUAAAGAAAGAGGUAGGUGUUCACUUGUGAAUUACACAAGGAAGAAGUUUAUCGUAAAGAAAUUAGAGUUUUCUUAUGUCUCUUUAGGAGCUCUGUAUGGCCUUCGGGUCAUACAUCUCUACAAGUCUCUACUUUACACAUGUUUGAUUUGUAUUUUAUUUACUAUUAGUGCUCACCAUGUUUUGCUAGCAUCUAGAAA
Molecule: messenger RNA, 1282 nt
Organism: Camellia sinensis
Lineage: Eukaryota; Viridiplantae; Streptophyta; Magnoliopsida; Ericales; Theaceae
Source: RefSeq, a predicted model, not a curated record